AUGUAUACCUUGGUGAGAACUUUGGCUGUGAGGUUACUGAUUUCCAUCAUUAUCUUUAUGCCUGAUUCAGGUACUUCAUGUAUGGAUGAAAAACAGAUUAUACAGAAUAAUUCAUCCCCUCUUGCAGAAGCUAACUUUAGGCUGUCUGUAGAGAUGGGCUCGACGACGGUGCUCUGUUGCCCUGAUGUCCUACUGACAAACGUGCUGCUAACAACGUGGAAAAUCACCCUCAGAGGUCAGCCCUUAUGCACAAAAUCCUAUGAUAAGGAAGAAAAUCAGACCUCUGACAACUGCACUGAUGAGAGGAUAACGUGGGCCUUCAGACCUGACCUGAGUCCUCACCUUCAGAUUAAUGGAGCGGCUGUCACACAUGAUGGAAUUUACAUCUGUGAAAUGGUAAACUCUACUGGGAAUUUCCAACAUGAAUUUCAACUCCAAGUGCUAGUGCGCCCUGAAGCAAACAUCUUUCUCAACAAGAAUAAAACCGUGGUGUGCCAGGCAGUGGCAGGCAAGCCGGCUGCACAGAUCUCCUGGAUUCCACCAGGGCACUGCCAGAAGGAAGAAACGACCAGCUACAGCAACCGCACAGUGACGGUCAGGAGCAGCUGCAGCUACUCAGGGAACGUGUCCACCGUGACCUGCUUGGUCUCGCAUUUGACUGGGAACUGGAGUCUGUCUGAAUCUCUGAGUCCUGAAGAGCUUUACAUUCACAGCAAAAUUGAGCGGAAAGUACAGAAAAUUCUCAUCGAAGCUUUGACCUCACCGGGCACCACAUCCCCUGCUGUGGACAACCUCACUGUUGUUAUAUUUACAACAGUCACUGAACCCACGUGCACUCAUGAUCCGCACACAAAGUCUAUAGUUUCGAUUAGCGUUAUGUCUUGGUGA
This is a messenger RNA of Cavia porcellus (domestic guinea pig), 888 nucleotides long. RefSeq names its product cell surface glycoprotein CD200 receptor 2-like. The record is from RefSeq and is a predicted model, not a curated record. NCBI's taxonomy places the organism in Eukaryota, Metazoa, Chordata, Mammalia, Rodentia, Caviidae. The transcript is spliced from 5 exons. Gene Ontology annotation, cellular component: external side of plasma membrane. The coding region runs from base 1 to 888 and encodes 295 amino acids. Gene Ontology annotation, biological process: regulation of neuroinflammatory response. Gene Ontology annotation, molecular function: signaling receptor activity.